AUGGCGAGAAAGAAAGCACGCGUUGCAUCCACGGGCGAUCAAGUGACCAAGCCGGGUACCUCUACUCCUACGCAACAGCAAAAAUCGUCUAGCAAGACGGAGGAAGCCCCUUCGUCUUCGAAGACUGCUGCUCCUAAAGAGUGGAAAAUUAGCAAGGGCGAGAGUAAAGCAUGGCCUUCGCAGCCAGACGAUUGGGAUAGAGAAUAUUUCGAUGACGAGUUGAAAUUCGUCAACCCCACGAAGAAGGCCGGAUGCAUGACCGGGAUUGGUGUACGCUUCAAGGACACUGGCAAAAACAAAGCUACAGCACGACCUAGGGAGGGAAGACGAGUUUACCAAACACUCUCCAAUAGCUCUGAUGCGAGCGUCAUGAGCACGCCCAAUGACACAACCAAGAUGACGGCAAGUGCACCAGAAUCAGAGUGUUUCCAGACCCUUCUAGGCAUCUGUAAAGCAUUGGACAACACAAAGAUUCAGACACUGGACGAGUUGCUGCGCCGUAAGCCGGUCGACCAAGAGUGUUUGCCGCUGCCCGAAGAAAAGAGUUCGACGAGCAAGCCACGCCUUUCAUCUGAUGAAGAUGACUAUGAAGAUGACGAAGACGAUGAAAUCACCGACCUAGGCACUGGUUACUUUUCACACCAAGGCCUUGAUCUGACGGCACCUCCUCUAUCGGAUAUCGACGAAAUUUUCGGUUGUCUAGCUGAUACUGGCAAGAGACUCGGCCUGCUUGAAUCCAUCAUGCCGUUUGCUAGUAAAGGCGCGCGAAUCUUUACCAUGUGUUCAGGCACUGAAAGUCCCAUCAUUGCUCUGGACCUCCUUCGGAAGGCAUUGAGUCUCUCUGGCUUUGACAAGUUCAGCUAUCAACACCUCGGAAGCGCCGAAAUAGAGCCACAGAAGCAGGCGUUUAUCGAACGAAACUUUCGCCCUCCUGUCAUCUUCCGCGAUGUUACCGAGUUCAUUCCUUACGCGGACGCAAAAGCAAAGCAAGAGGACUACAAAUCAAUUCGGCCGUUCAGCGCCUAUGGCAGACGUGCAGACCCGCCCGAAGGUGUUCACAUUCUUAUUGCAGGCUCAUCCUGUGUGGACUAUUCGUCGCUGAACUCACACAAGAAGCAAAGUGACGGCGAAUCCGCUCAGACCUUAUGGGGUAUAUUUGCCUAUGCACGGGCUCAUCAACCAAACAUCAUUAUCUUGGAAAACGUCGCCAACGCUCUGUGGGACCAAUUAGCAGGCAACUUGACCAAUUACGGCUUGAGCUACUUCGUCGUCCCAGUGAAGGUGAACUCCAUCAACUACUAUGUCCCGCAGACACGAAUUCGAGGCUACUGUCUUCUGAUCAACAUCGAACACGCCAGACGUGUAGGUCUCGAUCUUGAACUGGCCGGAAUGGAGUUUGUUCGCUCCAUGGCACGCUUUCAGCGUCGAGCAUCCUCGCCCUACAAGGACUUCCUUCUGGAUGAAGAUGAUCUACGACUCAAGUUGGCGAAGGAGAAUCCGGGAGAUUUCGAUACACGUGAGAGGCUGGUUAAUUGGGCCGCCUGUCGAAAGCGUCAUUUGGAUGUGCGCGUGAGCCUACAGUUGGGCAUGUCAAAUCCAUACACCCGACGGCAGAACAACUCACAAUGCAAGUUGGAAGAUCAUGCCUGGCAACAUUGGGCACUUGCACAGACGGAAAGAGUAAGAGACACUCUUGACAUCAACUAUUUACGCUACGUCGUCGAGCGGGACUUUGAUAUGCGCACCAAGCACAGAAACUUCAACGUCUCUCAGAACGUCGACCGGGACAAUGACAGCCGGCAGUUUGGGGUGGUAGGUUGCAUAACACCGAGAGGUGGCCUCUUCCAUACAGCUAGAGGUGGACCUUUGACUGGUCUGGAAGUUUUCGCCUUGCAGGGCAUGCCCAUUGGUGAUCUGAACUUGAGCAAGGAUUCUUCGCGGGACCUCCAAGACCUUGCUGGAAACGCUAUGACUACAACUGUUAUCGGCGCUGCAAUACUCAGUGCCCUGAUCGCAUGUCACAAGGCGACCAAGCAGCAGCCUGGCACGAUUGAACAAACGACUAUCUUCCAACAGUACACAGAUGAACAUGGAGGCGAUGAUGUGACAGCGACCGAAGCAGGUUCCUUGGCUCAGCCCCUCUUGUCUGAAACAGAGCUCGUUGCGAGGUCAAAAGAGUUCCCGCUUCAGAGCGACCAUGACUCAUUCUCUAUCAAGGAUGCAAUCCCCUUGGGUGACAUGAUAAUCAGAGCAAAGGCCUCUCAGCCACUGUGCCGUUGCGAAGGUAUUGAGCGCCAUGCCACCGAACUUCUAAUCUGCCUAGGGUGCUUCUUCACGACCUGUGGGUCCUGCAGCCGAGAUGCUCAUGAUGGUUUGCAGGAACUGCAGACAGAGUCACUAGGUGUUUCUCGUCAAUCAGCAAGAAGCUUUGUCCAACAACUGAUUCGUUCGCUGCCUCCAGUCCUAGCCUUGCAGGGCCAAUAUACUUCUGCGCUAGACCAGCUUACUAGCAAAGGCUUCUUCUUGCACCACAAAUCGUCGAUCAAGAAAGCUUUCGAAGAAAACCUGUACUUCCAGGGAGUUAGGUUCGACGGCUCCUGGAAAGCAACUUACGAAUCCGGCUAUGCAACACUUCAACUCAGCUUCGUGCCUGUUUUCACUCAACCACCACCGAACACGAAGCGUGCGUUGCCAAAUGUAUCGAAUGCAUUAGCGAAGCUCUCCAUACAGCCGACGUGGCUACUUUUCGUCAAGCCGCCGAGCACAGAACCUGCUGAAAGCAAGCUAAGAGAUCUUUUGCUGCAUCCGGUAGCUAGAAUGCGCCCAUCACGAACCUUGAUGUCAGGAGAGUGGGAGUUGUGGAAGGGACUGGAUAAGUCUCACAAGGUCAACAUCUUCGGCACAGGAACUAAACAGCCUUCUUGGGAGCAAAACCUAGGGCUUAAAGGAGCUCCAUUCAACACAAUGGAAGUGUUCUCCGAGAUUGAGGUCAAACCUGCUCUUGACGCCAAUGGAGAAGUUCCUUUGGCACUGCAGCGGAUCAUUGGGAAAUACCGUCUUUUGCAACAAUGUCCUGCAGCCAGUGGCACAUUGCACCGAAAAGUCUCUGAAUCCCAGCACGAUGACAGUCCUGUGUUUAUGUUCUUGGAUCCCCAUCCCGUGCGAGAAGCAUUUUCGGACCGGGUAGUAUUCGCCACCCAACCUCCCCGCGGCGUCUCAACGGACGAACGGUACAUUCUGGCAAGACUUCCGGCGCCAUGGAGACCUGCAGUGUUGACAAAGUGGCCGGAGGGUCAAACACUUGAUUGCGAACUUGUAGCACAAUGGUCGGAGGCUCAGGGCGCCGGUUUGGAACUGGCUGUGCCAGCUGAAGGGCGGCAGAUACGCAAGUGGUAUCAGCCAGCUGAGUUCAACGUUGGUGCGAAUGUUCAGUGUCGAAACUCUGCGUCGACUCUUUUCGUUGUUCAAUUGAGACUGAAUCCUGACCAACAAAAGAGAUUCCCUCCAGGCCGUGUCAUCACUAUCGAGCUGGAGAACAAGCCCGACGUUUUACGCGGAUUUGGUUGGAUCAUAUCACACGCAUCCGACGUGCCUCAUUUAAAUGCUGGAUGGCAGUCUGUCGAUGAUGCCCAAACUGCGGUUUGCCUUGCAUGUUCUCCCCGAGCACCAGAGCUCAGAUGGGUCAUGCAACAGGUAGGCAAGAGAGAUAUUGUCAAGCCGAUCGAGAAUGCCGAAGAAGCAGCAGUUUUUGAAGACGCUCUCAAGCGUCGCCCAAAGCCAACGGUUGCCUUGAUACAUUGCCAUGGCGAUCAAGCAUUCUUGGAAAUCCAGCUCAACGUCUCCACCCUCAUACACCGUGCAAAUGGCAAGUUCGCCUCAAGUUCCGGUUCACUGACCCAGCUCCUCGACUCCAGCUGGCGAUUGACGCGCCACGAUCCAUUUGCAGCACGCCCAGUCUUUACUUCGCUUCAACUACGGGACAAUGAAUCGGAGCAACCUGUGUCCACCACAGAUAUUCGUCAGCGCAAACUCUGGAUCUCACAGCGCAAGAUAAUAGCGUGGAUGCAGAAGCAGGAGCAAAAUCCACCGAGCUGGAAGGAACUUGCCCUUGUCGAGUCUUGUUUGCCUGCUGUCGGAUGGCGGCUCGAAGCUCGAGCAAGACUCCAAGUGCAAGUGCGAGGCGGGAUCAUUGCCGAUGAUGUUGGGGCCGGGAAGACUACUACGGCCCUCGGUCUGGUGGCUUUGGACCAACUGUCCAGUUAUUCUUCAUUUACCACCCAGCCCCAGGAUACGUACAUGGAUACCCAUGCGACCCUGAUUCUCAUGCCAAAAAACAUCAUCAAACAAUGGGAGGCUGAAGGCAUCGAGUGCUUGGGUUGGAAGAAAUUUGAUCCGAAAAAGGCCAGGAAUCCCCAGCCCUAUUACCUGCUCAUCCAAAACGUCAAAGAUCUAUCCAAGCACUCGCGACAAAAUAUCCAAGACUCCUCUCUCAUUCUGGCGCCGUGGGACAUGUUUGAAGAGCCUUAUUAUUGGAAUCAACUUCGCAAGCUAACUUGUGCAGCCAAUGUCCCGAAUGAUCCAGGCCGCGCUUUUGCCGAAUGGCUGGAGUCCAGUCUAAACUCUCUUGGAGAUGCGAAUCAGGCAUUACUGGACAAUGAGGCCGGAUUCUGGAAGUUCUGGAAGGGCCUGAGAGCGAAACAGUCGGGCUAUGACCGCUUUGAAGGGUUCAUGACUCGAGCAAGCAAGAAAACAGAGAUGGCCGCGCAGAGAAAGGCUGAAAAGGAAAAGGCGGCAGCAGAAGCAGCUGCUGCGGAUAAGAGGAAGCUGGACGAGGUUGAACAAUCUGAUUCUGACGGCGACCACAAGCCCAGUCAAACCCCUGUUUCAAAGGCCAACGAACCCGCACCAGCUGAUGCCGGGCCUACAAUUGCGCCAGACCAGACAAAGGCAGACACAGCCCCACCGCAAGACGACGGAUGGGAAAAAGAGCUGGAUGAUUUCCAAAAUAUGGAGACCAUUCCCGCUCUCCUUCAUAUGUUCUCAUUCAGAAGAAUCAUCGUUGACGAGUUCACAUACAUCCCCGGGAAGACAUUGCUUGCACUUCUCAAGCUUCAGUCCGAUUCAAGAUGGCUGCUGUCAGGCACUCCUCCAAUUCACUCUUAUGACAGUGUCAAUACCAUGGCUAAGCUGUUGGGCACGCGCAUCUCCACUUACGAUGAGGGCAGCGGCAAGUUUGCAUUCGGCAAGGAUGGAUCCAAGAUGACAAGAGACCGAUCAGAUGCCCAGGAAUUCCAGUCAUACCAUACACUGCGUUCGUCAGCAUACACCAACACUGUGUAUCGGCGAACCUCGCUUUUCUCUGAGCUGUUCAUCCGCAAGAACCAAGCGGCCGUGGUCCUCAAACCAAGACACGAGCACUUUGAGUAUUUCGACCUCAGUCCGUCCGAAAUGAUCACGUACAUGGAAGUCGAUCAGCUGGUCGAGGAACAAGACACGGUGUUCAACAAGAAGCCCCCCAAGCCGAAUGCGGCGGCCAAAGGAAAUGGAAAUCAGAAGCCUGAUGACAACAACGGCGGUGACGGAGAACCAGCUGACGCUGCUGAGGAUGACGACGCGGGUAAUGACCAGAUGGUGACGUUUGUGGACCGCUUGAAGACAGCAGUGGAGCAGAAGCCCAGUCCUGACUAUGCACGCAUGUGUGCCGCACCAAUCCUCGCCCAAUCACUAGAAGGCAUCCCAGAAAAUAAGAUCGGAAGUGAAGGACAAAUUCUACAGCAUCUUGCCGAAUCACAUAAGGAGCUUCUCGUUGCCAGAUCCGAACUUCUUCUGCAAUGGUUCCAGGAGGUAUGGUACAUAGCCCUUGGAAGCCCUGGGCAGCGAGCCGUGUGCACACCGGCAUUUUACGAUUUCAUGUACGAUGUCAAGAACGGGGCAUUGCCUGACCGAGACGUCUUGCCCAUCAUCACCCAGCUCUUUUGGAACGCCAAACAGGACCCAAAGAAGCCUGCGCGCAAGCUAAGGCCCUCCAGGCCACCAAAACCAGAACCAGAACCAAAGAAGGCCAAGCUCCAGGACAAGGCUGCCCAAGCUGCCCAGACAAAGAAGGACCUGGAAAACGAAAUGAACCUCCGAAUUGACAGAGUUCAUGUCCUGAUCAGAGAUUUGGCGCGUGGGUUUUGUCGUCUCCGCCUGUUGGAGUUGGUCUCUGCGUUGGUGGACAAAGACGGUAUGCUACUUCCAAAGUGUUUGGGCUGCGGAAAUGCCACACCCGAUGGCCAGAGCAUCCAGAUCUCGACGUCGUGCGGCCACAUUGUGGCGUGUGAGCAAUGUUCUGAAAUGGGAACAUAUACUGAAACUCCGUGCUGUGUGUGCUUUUCGCCCGACCAGAUCAAGCCGGCAAGUCACUUUGUGGCCGAAGUGAUGGAGCCAAAGGGAAAGGGAAAAGGAAAGGCCAAGGCGGUGAGUGUGACCAGUGAUGAUGUUGUCCGAGUCGGUGAGGGCUCGAGAAUGAUGAAGGCGAUGGCGAUCAUCCAAGGAUUUAAGGCCAAGCGCGAGCUUGGAUUGGUGUUUGUGCAAUUCCCAGAGGUCAAAGAUGCUCUGGUCCGGGCCUGCCAGCGUGCAGGCCUGGCCAGCAUCGAUGGCUUCAAGUACACGCAGAAUGGCGUGGGGAAGUUCCAGCGGGCGGCCGAGGCGCUGUCUCGGGGUCAGGAGCCGGGUGCGUGGCUCCUGAUCCUCAAGACAGACAGCGCCGACGCCGCCGGCUGGAACCUCCACAUGGCCAACCAUGUGUUGUUCUUGUCGCCGCUUCUGGUGUCGUCUCGAGAGGAGAGAGACGCCACCAUGGAGCAGGCGGUCGGCCGGUCCCGGCGCCCGCGCCAGCAAAAGGAGGUACAUGUGUACCACCUCGCGGCGCGGGCCACCAUGGAGGAGAGGAUGGUGGCCUCUCUCCGCCAGGUGUAG
This is a messenger RNA of Exophiala dermatitidis NIH/UT8656, 6960 nucleotides long. RefSeq lists its product as uncharacterized. Gene Ontology annotation, molecular function: ATP-dependent chromatin remodeler activity; methyltransferase activity; ATP binding. Bases 1 to 6960 code for a protein of 2319 amino acids. The record is from RefSeq and is a predicted model, not a curated record. Lineage: Eukaryota; Fungi; Ascomycota; Eurotiomycetes; Chaetothyriales; Herpotrichiellaceae. The transcript has a single exon.